Molecule: messenger RNA, 3291 nt
Organism: Trypanosoma rangeli
Lineage: Eukaryota; Euglenozoa; Kinetoplastea; Trypanosomatida; Trypanosomatidae
Product: poly [ADP-ribose] polymerase
Exons: 1
Coding region: 1-3291 (1096 amino acids)
Molecular function (GO): protein binding
Source: RefSeq, a predicted model, not a curated record
AUGAGCAGCGUUUGGAAGGUUCUUGUCCGGCUUCACAACAUCGUGAAUAUUCCCCGGGAUGUCUGCGCCGAGGACGGAUUUGAUGACGCACGUGUCUUCUUCGUCGUCGCGCGGGCGGUGUCUGGCGGUGGCAUUUUUUUCACCAACUGCCCGGAGGUAACCGCGAAGUUUACGACGCGGGACAUCGCGCGGACGUCUGCUGGCGAUGUCUUGGAGGUCAAAUUUGACGGCCGUGACGAGCGUUGCGCCGCUGAGUGGUCGACCUCCGCCCCAACACUUGAGCUGAUCCUGCUAGUGAGGGAGCAGCUGCAAAACUCCGUGCGCGUUGUCGGGUCAAACGCGACAAAUCUCGUGAUUAACAUUGCCGAUGUGGUGCAGCGGCGGAAGCUCGUGACACACCUCGUGGGGACGGGGAUGGGUCAGGUGGGCGUCUCGCUCGCUGUGACACCGUCCGACAUUGCCGGCUACCGGCGACGCCUCACGGAGUUCCUCGCGCAGUACAACCCGGGUGGGCUGCAGCUGGUGGACGGUGUCGUGCGCAGCAUUCCGGAGGUGGACACUUUCACAAAGUUGUAUAGAAAGUACGGUCUUAUAGACUACGAGCGGCGCAUCCGGGACUUUUUCCGCGUGUACGGGCGGGAGCACGCGACUCGGAUUCCGUCGCUCCUGCAGGAGUGGGAGAAUCGUGAGGAGGAGUUGUUGCACAGCCUUGUGAUUGACAACGGGCCGGAGCCAGACACCAUUGACACGGAGACACGUCUGGCGGCCUUCUUGAAGGCACACAACUUGAGCGCCGCCACGCCGGAUGUAGCACGUGCUGUGCGUGAGUUUGGGGAGGCGCCGCGUAAACUGUUUGAGGCAUUGACAAUGAGGUACGGUCCAGAACCGGACCCGCGCGGUUACUUGUUUCCACCAACACAGUACGAGUCGCCACGGAAUCCGCGCCAAACACGCCGACGCGAGGUGGAGCCGUUCGCCUCAGCAGUGGAAAAGAAGUUGUCGCCGCUUAGAGGAACAUUGUCAAGUGGGAGUGCACAACAACCGGUGGAGGAAACAUGGUCACCACAGCAGCGGACUUCCCCCGUUAUUGAGAGCGUGUCUCAUGUUGGUCCCACGUUCACUGCAGACACCGCCUCCAAUGCAGGGUGGAACCACAGUUACAGCAAGGAGGAGAGCGGGAAGAGUCUUGACUACGACAGCAGCGGGGACGCCUUGUGGGUUGCGUUCUGUGAGGCUCUGCGGCGUCAUGGGCAGCGACCGUCAGACGUGUACUACAUGAACAAGGCAGCGUUUAACGCCGCCGUGGAAAAGAUGGGCUACACCAAUCGAGAGCGUGAGGUACUCAGUCACCAUUGGGAACAACGCCUGCGUGCUGCCGUACGAGAAGAGAAUUUGACUUUCAGCGAUCCGUACUGCGACACAGUCAGAAGCGAGGUACUCAACCUGGUUGGACUGCAGGAACUCAAUCUGGAGGUGGUGGCGGUGACAACGGUGGCAAACAGCGAACAUGCCAGUUGCUUUGCCAGCAGACUCUCUGCGGCACAUCAGCGUACAACUGAGCGGCUUGCCAUUGUUGGUGAAUGCCAUCGGCUGCGUGACAUUGUCGUACGGGGCGUUGGCGGCGAUACUGUUGGGGAACCCCUACCCAGAGAGAACCCAUGCGCUGUGUUUUACCGUCGCCCAUUUCAAAACUGGAACCGUAGACAGGCCACCACUAUCCUUGUCUGUGAUGUGGUCAUUGGCAGGCCUUUUGUCUGCCCACCGCAAGAAAAAACGAUGUGUGCGGGGACGGCAGACUUCUUAAAGGAGUGGGAUUGUUGUGUGUUUCACGAUUCUGGCGGCGGACAGGCGGUGGCAGUGUACGAUCCGAAGCAGGUGUUGCCUCGUUACAUGGUGCAGUGUCACGUGGAUGUCACCAUCACGCCAUGUCAGGCACAUCCGUCGCGGGCUGUGGAGUACUACGCGGUGGAAAAAAAAGCAUUUGUGUGCAGUCGCUGCGUCGUAUUGGGCGCCUACCGUCAGGAGGAGGUGCUUGCGAUUGAAGACGCGGCUGUGCAGGCACGUUUACGACUAUCAGACUAUAGGCGUGACGUGCAUCAGCUUGUAGCGGAUCUUGCAGUCCGCGAGACUGAGCUUAGCCGCGAGCUAGAUGAGAUGAGGACGGCACCAAAGCGUCUUGAGGUGGAACGGGAAGUAGAACGGAUUCGGCGCGAGGCGGAGGAGCGUGUUGCGGCUAUUCUGCGGGCCAUGGAGCAGUCAGACGUUGAGCAGCGCAGUGACCUUCAACUGCGCCAGAAGUGCGUCUUGAGGGUUAAGGAGGCGGCCGGCGUACUUGACGAAGCCCUCACGGCGGCUUUGCAACACACCAACCCGCUGCAGUUGGUGGGGGCGCUGCAGCACAUGCAAGCGGAGGAAGAGGUGCAGUAUCUGAGAAGCGAGCUUCAAAGGAGCUGCAACAGACUUACUGACACGGACAGUAGCGGGGCGAAGGUGUUUGCCACUCAGGCGGUGGGAUCACCAGUAGCAAUACGGCAAUACUGCGAUGCCACUACUACCGCUUCAGCCGCGGACACUCGAACACGCGCUGUUUUUGACCACAACGAUAACCAACAGAAAAAGGGCAUUGACCCCAGCGUGAAUAGCCACCAUAGCCACAUGUAUUCCAGUAGCAGCAGUGCGGUCCUGCCGAGUCAUCCUACAAAGCUACAGCAAUCACCAAUGAAUGUCACGAGGAACAGUCUGUACGCCAAGUAUAUUGCCAUCGCCUCAGGUGCAGGAAAAGAAGAGGGCGAAGAAAACGUGGAGGCGAAGGAGGAGACCUCAAGACCUCAACUCAUGAUUUUAAACGUCAAUAACAAGAAAGAGAAAGGUGGCAAAGGCUGCGAUGUUAUUCGCGCAAUGGGCGCGUCCCCGGGUGACGUCGUUCGACGCGCGAAGGAGGCAGUUACAAAAGGUUGGGCCUUGUAUCGUCAAGGUGACGCUGAAGGGGCCCGGUGCGUGUGGAAUGACGUGCACGAGCGCCAUUUGGAUAGCGCUGUAGGGGCUCGUGCGCGGGCCUACAUUUUGGAGGCGUUGGACCGGGACUACGAGGCAGCAGCCGCGUGGUACGAUGUGUCACUGAAGCGUGAUCCGUCUGAUGUGAUGACGCUGUACAACUACGGUGUGCUGCUUGAGACACUUCUCGGCCAGCGAGAAGAGGCGCUGAUGCUGUUUGAGCGGGCGCACGCACUCGGUGAUGGCGCAGCUGGUCGGCGUGCACAGCAACUUCGUGUCUCACUAGGGAAGGCGUGA